Aspergillus versicolor CBS 583.65 is the source of this 1500-nucleotide messenger RNA. RefSeq lists its product as uncharacterized. The transcript has 9 exons. Gene Ontology annotation, cellular component: membrane. The record is from RefSeq and is a predicted model, not a curated record. Gene Ontology annotation, biological process: carbohydrate transport; transmembrane transport. Gene Ontology annotation, molecular function: carbohydrate:proton symporter activity. Bases 1 to 1500 code for a protein of 499 amino acids. Lineage: Eukaryota; Fungi; Ascomycota; Eurotiomycetes; Eurotiales; Aspergillaceae.
AUGUUCGAUGAGUACAUUCAGAGUAAAUCCCUCCGCCGCCUGGCGAGGUUCAGCUGCUCCAUUGGAUUUCUGAUUGAGGGCUACCAGGCAGGAGUUCUCGGAGGUGUCCAGGAGACGGAGCCAUUCCUAGACGCAAUUGGCCAUCCCGGUGGCACAGAGACGAUCCCCCUGAUUGCGUCCUCUAGCACGAUCGCAGCGGCCUUUGUGUCAUGUCUUGUUAUGCUAAUUGGAAUGCCGCUCGGCAGACGCAACUGUAUUCUUAUUGGAAAUGCUUUGAUCACAGUCGGUGGAGUCAUACAGGCCGCCUCUUACUCCGUCCCCCAGAUCAUUGUGGCUCGUGUGCUGUGUGGAGCUGGCAUUGCGUUCAUUACAUGCAAUGUACCCAUGUACAUGUCUGAAAUGAGUAUCGAAGCCCGCGAGCGUGGCCCAGAAGUCGCAAUCAACUGCUCAGCCCUACUUCUCGGCGUAGCUCUCUCGUACUGGAUCAGCUUCGGGUUCACUCGAAUGACCAACCAGGUGUCCUGGAGAAUGCCUAUCGCAAUACAGUCCAUUUUCUCUAUCCUCUCUGGCGCCAGCAUGUUCUUUCUCCCGGAUACCCCGAGGUGGUACUAUAUCCGUGAUCGCAUGGAGGAAGGGGAUAAGACGCUGGCACGACUGUACGGUGCAUACCGCAAGGGGAUGACAAACUAUAAUGAUGUCCCAGAGAUCCAGGCCAUGAAAUCCACCAUUAUAACGAGCUUCAGAGUGGAAGAAGAGUCGGAGACUAAGCUGACCUUGCUUAGUAUCGUUUGGGACAACACGCCCCUCCGGGUCGGAAAGCGGAUCCGAAUCUCGUUUAUCAUUCUGGGAAUCCAGCAGUCCAUGGGAAUUAAUAUUCUCGUGUAUUACAUGACGCGGAUCUUCUCGGAAGUCGGCCUUUCUGAUUUCAUGGCCUCGCUGAUUGCCGCGAUCUCUCUGACGGUCCAGUGGAUGGGCUCGUGGGUCUGUAUUCCUACGAUAGAGCGCAUUGGGCGCCGGAGGAUUAUGAUAUUCACGGCGUCAAUUGAGACUGUCUGCAUGUUGAUCUUUGUUGUGCUGAAUAUGAUCGAGAAUAAAACUGACGCUACACGCUGGGCCGCCGCCAUGAUCAUGUUUCCAUACCUGUUCUUCUAUGGCUGGGGAUGGGUCGGCUGUCCCUGGCUCUAUGGGCCUGAGAUUGCACCCCUGAGAUACCGACAUAUUGGAUCCGCGGCCGGACUAUUGGGGGUAUGGGUAUUCACCUUCAUUACAGUCUUUGGGGGAGGCAUAGCCUUGAAGACAGUCGGGGCCAGAAUCUGGAUCUGGCCGCUGGUAUUCAAUGUUAUCGCCGUGCCUUUUGUUUACUUCAUGUGUCCAGAUCCCACUGGCAAGACUCUGGAGGAGAUCGACCAGCUCUUCGCCAAAGACGAUGCACUCCUCGAACGGCUUCAUCAUUCAGUUACCGAGAAGGUGGGUGUGCAGGAAAUGGAGAACAGCACUUGA